UGUUUGGAGACCAUCUGAACGUUUAAUCUUUAAAUUCUUGAUUUAAAUGCUGGUUUUUAUCUGCAGACAGGUGUAAUAACUUUAAAUUUAUUCAACAUUUUCCACCCCACUCUGCUAUUGGACGGCUUCUUACCUGUCCUCUCCUCCUUUACCGUCGCUCAGCCAAUAAAACAGUAAACUGAUAAAUAUAUAUAUAAAUUUUGGCGUGUGAGCUGUUAGGGCUGGAAAGCACCUUUUUUUUUCUGCUGCUGACGCCACGACGGUGACGGUGCGCCUGUUCAGGAGCCAUCAUCCCCAUCAUCAUCAUCAUGUUUACCUGAACGCGGAUAACGGGGCUGACAAAUGGCCUAGAAAUAAACACAAAAAUAACACCUGCGGCACCGAGCGUCGACGGAACACGACCCCCCCUUCCCCAGCGUUACGUAAAGGCCCCGCGUGUCGACCGGAGCCAGCGAAACCGCUCCAAAUGUCAACUUGUGCAGUAACACACUUCAACAAUGGCUUGGAGGCCAGUUCAGACUCAGAUGAUGAGGACAAGCUACACAUCGUGGAGGACGACAGCCUGCAGGAGCAGGACGUCGCCGACGCUGACAGGACCACGCCACUGGACAGCCACGAUGACACCAGAACAGUAUUACUGCACAACGGCUCCUGGAACGGAGUGAAGGAGGAGUGUGUGUCAGACGAGGAGGAGGAGGAGGUGAAAGAUGCUCUAGUGGAGGAGAUCCUCCAGCAGGGCGACACGGCCAUCAUCUAUCCUGAAGCCCCGGAGGACGAGCAGAGUCCAGCAGAGACCGGAGGCGCUGAUGAAAAUGGCACACCUGACUCCUUCUCCCAGCUGCACACCUGCCCGUACUGUUCCCGGGGUUACAAACGCAACGCCUCUCUGAAGGAACACAUUAAAUAUCGCCACGAGACCAGCGAGGACAACUACAGCUGCUCCCACUGCAGCUACACCUUCACCUAUCGCUCGCAGCUGGAGAGGCACAUGAGCCACCAUCGAGGAAGCAAGGAGCAGAAUCACGUGUCCCAGUCGACUGGAGGAUCAGGAGAAACAGGCGGCACGCGAAAGUUCAACUGUACUGAAUGCUCCAAGGCCUUCAAAUACAAACACCACCUGAAGGAGCACCUGCGCAUCCACAGCGGUGAGAAACCGUACGAGUGUUCGAAUUGCAAGAAGCGCUUCUCCCAUUCAGGCUCCUACAGUUCCCACAUAAGCAGCAAAAAGUGCAUGGGUACAACGCCCCCGAACGGCGUCACUCGAACUGCAAUGAAGUCCCCCUCCCCGACCGCUCAGGUCAGGCCUGUCGCCAUCGCUCCGGCCCGCAUGGUCCUCAAAGAGAAGAUCGAAAGCAAGCCGCUCCAGGAGCAGCUGCCCGUCACCCAGAUCAAAACCGAACCUGUGGAAUACGAAUGCAAGCCUGACGCCACCGCACCCACUGCUCCAGCGGGUAGUAAGGGCGUGCUGAACGGAGCGGCGCAGCCCGCCGCUGUCUCCGCCGCAGCCCUGCCUCAGGGUGUGGCCAUGGUGGUGCCGACGGUGGGCCUCAUGUCACCUGUUAGCAUCAACUUAAACGACCUUCAAAAUGUGCUCAAAGUGGCCAUGGACGGAAACGUGCUCCGGCAGGUGCUGGGCUCGGCCAACGGCGUGGUGGCGCAGGGGAAGCAGGGGAUCGUUGUCCAGCAGCCGCAGCAGCAGAUCAUCAGCCUGCCGGCCUUCGUGGAUCACGAUGGGACCACAAAGAUCAUCAUCAACUACAGCAUCACCCCUGCAGCCGCCGCUGCCGCCAAUACCCAGCCUGCACCACUCAUCAUCAAAGCAAACCCUCCCGCCCCCACGCCUGUAGCUGCCAAAACGGCCAGCCCGACCAAACCAGAGGAACCCCAAACCCCAGAGGCCACCGACCUUUCUAUUGUGAAGACGGAGCCGGAAUCGGAAGGCGAGGAGGCAGAGGCCGCAGCAAAGAAGAAGACAGACGCCAAUGAAUCGCCAGAAGCUGCUCAGACGCCCAAAGAGAGCCACACCAGCACCUGUUUACUGUGUGACGACUGUCCCGACAACCUGGAGGCGCCGCACCUGCUCCAGCAUCAGAAGGCAGCCAACGGCGAGGCCGUGGACUCCGCCGCUCUGGACCCGUCCUUCGCUGCUCUGCUGAGCGAGGCCGGAGUGACGCUGGAGGAGCCGCCCGUGGACGACCUCCUCUCCCUCCUCAAGACGUACUUCGCCUCCAACGCCAACCCCAGUGAGGAGGAGCUCUCCAACAUCUCUGAGUCUGUCAGCAUUCCAGUAGAUGUCGUGAGGAAGUGGUUUGCUAAGAUGAACGCUGGCAGAAACACGGACAAACAUCGGAGUGACGCCAAAGCGAGAGAAAGCACAGAUUCCAGCUCAGAGGAGGCUGUGAAUCACAACAGUGAAGGAGAAGAGGAGGCUUCCAACAAAGCUCCAGCGUCUGACUGCGGCAGCGUCUCGCCGUCAGAAUCCAGCAGCGACCUCGUGAUUGUUAAAAGUGAACCUGAAGAUCCAGAAUCCCUGGACUCCCAGGCGGAGCCUCUGGACCUGUCUCUUCCCAAACACCUCACAGCAGCAUUAGAAAAGCAAGCAGCAGCGCCUCCCCGCAAGCAGCAGGAGCAGCCUCUCAACCUGACCUGCCUGAGGAAGGAGCAGCUGGACGGCCGGACCAUCUACGUCACCACGCCGCAGAGCGGAGGACCCGUCAACAUCGUCACCGCCGCGCAGCUGCCUACCUUAGUGGCCAUUGCCGGUCAGGGAACGGUGGGCUGCAUCAGUGCCAUCAACACCACCACAAAGCGCACCAUCCUCAUCCCUCAGCUCACCUACACCUACGCCACGGCCGGGAACUCCACCGGAGCCAAAACCGUCGUCCUCAACGGCCACAAGGAGAAACGCGCAGAGAGCAGCUUUGACGCAGUUUCAGCUGCAGACGAGCAGAACGACGCAAAGAAGCGGCGGCUGGAGAACGGCGUUUACCCCUGUGAUCUGUGCUCAAAGGUCUUCCAGAAGGCCAGCUCGCUGCUCCGACACAAAUACGAACACACAGGAAAACGACCCCAUGAAUGCAGCAUCUGCAACAAAGCCUUCAAACACAAACACCACCUGAUCGAACACUCCCGCCUGCACUCCGGCGAGAAGCCGUACCAGUGCGACAAAUGCGGCAAGCGCUUCUCCCACUCAGGCUCGUACUCCCAGCACAUGAACCACCGCUACUCCUACUGCAAGAAGGACAGCUCCAGCCCGGGCUCCGCCUCGGGGUCGCGCAGAGCUCUGCUGGAGCUGGGCAGCCCCGUGGGCGGGCCGCAGUCGGACAGCCGCACCACCACGCCGCCCUCCCAGGUGGACUCAGACGAGAGGGAGAGCGAGGCGGAGGAAUACGAAGACGACGAAGCCAUGUGCAUGGACGACAUCCGGGUGGUGCAGGUGGACGACGGCGAAUGCGAGAUCUACGAGGGUAACUUCGAUGACGACGAAGAGGAGGAGGAGGAGGAGGAGGUGGGGACCGAGGGCGACGGGGUGGAGGAGGAGUUUUCCUGCGACGUGGUAGAAAUCGAGCUCGGGGAGGAUCCGCCCGAGGGGGGAAGGACCCAGGAGAAAAGCGCAGACUGUGAAGAAGGUUCCGGCGAGAGCGUCAGGGAGGGUCCGGGCAGCACGGAGCCGUCAGGCACGCCGACGGCGAGCAACUGAAGGACAAGGAGGACGCUGCCGGAUUUUAACGGUCCACUACUGUGUACAAAAACCCAGGUGUGCCUGAACUUUGAGAAGAAAAAAACAUUGACUUUUUAUUUGUGAAAAUGAAAUAUUAGUGUUGAAACCUGUUUAUAGAAGUACAGAUUUUGAAGUAGACCCCAUCAACUGCUUAGACUUGUUACUGAGACAUACCAGGUGUUUUCUUUUCCUUCAACCAGUCAGUGUUACUAAUCUUGUUUGAAAACCUUUUAACUUGUAAAGAUGAGAAAGAUUUCUAUACCUUUUUAUUGCCAAUGAAGUUUCCUAAAUCAGUAUUUUAUUGAGUUCUUCGAACAAAAACCUCUGCACUACAGUAUUCCUGGUUUACCUACGGAUACAUGCCUCAUGCGUCGUUUGCCCUUCAGUGUUAUAUGUGUACACUAGCUGGCAGGAUGUCGUUCGUCGUAGUGGUAGUCUAUGCUAGCUAGCUUUACGUUUGUUUUCAGUUCGACUGUUAGCCUUAAGGAAAACAAAGUAUUCCUGGGGAGGGCGGGCGGGUCGCCAUAAUCACAUCUGUCCAGCCGGGGAAGGUGGAGCCACAACCUCAAAGCCAGCAGCAGGGCGCCUUUGUUUUGCGGCAGCUUGAACAGGCGGAGUCUGCUGCGGAGACUCCGCCCCCUCCAGGCUCGGCUUCGGCUCCAAAACUCAAGCGCUUAACCGAAGCGAGCUUCUCCUUCUUUGGCGUGGUUGUCAGUCAGUCAGUGGGUGGGUGUCAGGAUGGGAGCGGUUCCUGCUCCAGCCCCAAAUGCCUCCAGCCUUAUGCAAGACCUGUGUGCUGUUAAAGUGCCAUUGAACAGUGUUAUGAGUUCUCCUCACGUGUAGCCAGUAUUAUGUUCCUCUGUUGCUUCCACAGGAGCCGUGUUGACUAAUGUUUGUUGACUUGCACAGAACAGCAGGUUUGUCACAAAUUGAAGCGUCUUCCUGUGAAAUCAAAGUGCACGUUUCCUCUUUGACCAGUCCGGACCGUUUGGAAUUUGAGGCGAAUAGUCAUUACAGGUCAUCAAAAAUCAACAAACCCCCAAAAUGCUUUGAGAUGAAAGAAGCUUAAUUUUUUAAGCCUGAAAUCCAAUAAUAAUCCCAUCAGCUAUCUUUAUUUUCAAUUUUACUGUUUAAAAAAAAGUUAAGAUUAUUUUAUUUUUAACUGUGAAUUAAACUGGUGAUUUCACAUCACAUGGUUUACAAAAGGAGGUGUUUAAAAGGAGGGAAAAGUUUAAGAUAUGUCAAGAAAAAAAAAUAUUAUACACGUUUUUCUUUCCAAAUAUAAAAAACUUGUAUUUUUUCUUUAAAUUGAACUUUGAAGCUCUCUUCUGCUCACCUGCUUACAGAUUUUCAAGUGACAAAAUCACAGAACAGUGAGGAGAAAAACAGAUGUUAGAAGCACUACAUUUCCCCCCUCAUUCACCUAUUUGAAUUAUUUUAUAGACUGUUCUUUUCUUUGUUUCUUGCUCUCCGUGACGCUACAUUCACUGUCUCUACGCAGUUUCAGGCCCAGUGAGUGGAAUCAUCCGUGGCCGAGCUUUCCUGUGGAUUAUGAAAAUGCCUUUUAAAGCGUUUCCUUUGCAGUUUUGCCGUGUUUACAUCACUGAGCAGACAUCGCUCAGGACAAGCCGAGACAAACAUUCUCCUGAUGAAUUUGAAGUAACUUUAGUGAGCUUGUCUUCAUAAACCUAAAUCGGAGCUUCAUUUGUGACAAGCUGUCCCGCACUUCAGGUAACAAGCAUUAGUGAAUGUGGUUUCUGACGGUUUUCAGUUGGUUUUACCAAACAGUAUUUUUUUAUUUGUUCAUUGGUUUUUAUUGUGUCCUUUGUAUGUUUUGUUAACAAUGGCAGUAUUAGUACCCCUUUUCACAGAUUAAAAAAAUAUAUAUUACUGUUUAGUUUCUAGAAGACUUUUUUAUAUUUAUGUGUCUUAUUUUUAUAUUUUCUUUUAUGGUUAUUUAUUACACAUUGUAGUGUACAUUACUGUAGUUUGAAUUGAUACAAUAAUAUAUUUUAGUAUGAAAAAUAACCUUGAGACAAACAAAAAAAAAUCCCAAAUUGUGGUUCUGGGAGCUGACGUUUGUUUCGACUAAACUUCAAAAACAGAGAAAAGGAGAAAAAAAAAUACUAAAAAAUGUCUUCUGUAACUCUUCUGUUUAAAGCUAUUAAAAAACAAAGAAAAAAGACAGGAAUGAAAUGAGAAAUAGAAACUGUUACAUGUGCAUCCACUCUUUUGUCGUUAUGAAGCUACUGAAAUCUGAAACUAUGUGACUUUAAAGCAUGAGUCGUCGCCGUUUUAAUGAAGGAUCCUGAUAUGAAGUUGUUACUCUCCUUUUUUUAUUUUUUGUUUUAUUUUGAGGCCAAAUUAGCAUCCUCCUGCCGCCCUGUCCUUUGUUCUGUGCCAAUAUGUUCCAUUGUACUGUUCAAGGCUGCAUAAUGUUCGUUGAUACACACCCUUUGUAAAUCCACUGUCUUUUUGUAUUGUUUUUAUUUUAGGUUUGCUCCAUUUUUAUGACUCCCAAUCACAUUAAAAUGUAAGAAAGCAGCUCA
Oryzias melastigma (Indian medaka) is the source of this 6270-nucleotide messenger RNA. Its product is annotated as zinc finger E-box-binding homeobox 1. The record is from RefSeq and is a predicted model, not a curated record. NCBI's taxonomy places the organism in Eukaryota, Metazoa, Chordata, Actinopteri, Beloniformes, Adrianichthyidae. The transcript has 8 exons. The coding region runs from base 467 to 3700 and encodes 1077 amino acids. Gene Ontology annotation, molecular function: DNA-binding transcription factor activity, RNA polymerase II-specific; RNA polymerase II cis-regulatory region sequence-specific DNA binding. Gene Ontology annotation, biological process: regulation of transcription by RNA polymerase II; anatomical structure development.